Pistacia vera is the source of this 390-nucleotide messenger RNA. RefSeq lists its product as uncharacterized. The transcript has a single exon. Lineage: Eukaryota; Viridiplantae; Streptophyta; Magnoliopsida; Sapindales; Anacardiaceae. Bases 1 to 390 code for a protein of 129 amino acids. The record is from RefSeq and is a predicted model, not a curated record.
AUGGGGAAGAGCAGCUGGUCUUUGCUUAGCAGCCUGAGAAUGGCCGUUAAGAAGCUGAAAAUGUUGCUGGACCUGAACUUAAGUCGGUGGCGUAUUGCUUCGAUGAUCGGUGCUUCUUCAAGCCACCGUUUAUUCAGCUUGAACGACUGGCCAGGCUUGAGGGCAUGCACGGAAGAAGAUAUGGAGUCGUCGUGGGACGAGUCGAGUUCAGUUUCGAGAUCAAGAUCGCUUCACAGAACGAUAAGUUAUACUUCCGAUCAGGAUGAUAUCGACAAGAGAGCUGAAAUGUUUAUUGCUAAUUUUCAUAAACAACUUCAGAUGGAGAGACAGAUCUCUUUGAAGCUUCGUUAUUGUAGAGGAAACAGCUCUGGAUCUUCUGUUUCUCCUUGA